AUGGCAGCUGUACAGGUACCGUCGAGGCACAAGGCCUUGGUAUAUGACAACCCUGGAUCCAUCUCCACCAAGCUGGAAGAGAUCGAUACCCCAAAGCCAGGCGUUGGAGAAGUCUUGAUCAACCUGACGCAUUCUGGUGUCUGCCAUUCCGAUAUGGGUGUCAUGUGUAAUUCUUGGGCAUGGCUACCAGCCCCUACACAACAGGGACAGGUCGGUGGUCAUGAAGGAGUGGGCAAAGUGGCUGCUCUAGGACCAGGCACAGAGUCUUCUGGCCUCAAGAUUGGCGAUCGGGUCGGUAUCAAGUGGAUUGCUGCAGCCUGUGGGAAUUGCACUCCUUGUUUAGGGGGAGCUGAUGCUUGCUGUACCUCGGCCAAGAUCAGUGGAUAUUAUACACCCGGCACGUUUCAGCAAUAUGCUCUGGGACCCGCCAACUACGUUACUCCCAUCCCAGACGGCUUGCCCAGCGAUGCUGCGGCUCCCAUGCUCUGUGGAGGUGUGACUGUCUAUGCGGCUCUUUCUAAAACGGGUGCCCGUCCGGGAGAUUGGGUCGUCAUUCCCGGAGCUGGUGGCGGAUUGGGACAUCUUGCUCUUCAGAUUGGUGCAAAAGCUUUUGGAUUCCGUAUGAUUGGCAUCGACAUGGGAGAGAAAGAGCAGCUAGCCAAGGAAUGCGGGGCGGAAGUGUUCCUCGAUUUGUCCAAGUAUAGCAGAGACGAUGAGGGAACCAAGAAGCUGGUGGCAGAUGUCAAGAGUGCUGCGGGAGGCGUCGGUGCACAUGCUGUUGUUGUCUGCACAGCCAGCAACGUCGCCUAUGCACAGGGCCUGACCUUCCUCCGUUACAGAGGUACUUUGGUCUGCGUUGGUGUCCCCGAAGGGGCAUCACAGCCAAUCCAGACAGCCAACCCUGCAGCCCUACUUGCACAAGAACUGAGAAUUGUUGGAAGUGCUGUGGGCAAUCGCAAGGAUGCCAUGGAGACAUUGGAGCUGGCUGCACGGGGUAUUGUCAAAACUCAUUUUGAAACUCAACCGAUGAGCAAACUAACAGAAGUCUUCGAGAGGAUGGAUAAGGGCAAGCUGCAAGGCAGAGUCGUGCUAGAUCUGAGUGGAUAGUGGAAUGGUACCCC
Molecule: messenger RNA, 1121 nt
Organism: Exophiala mesophila
Lineage: Eukaryota; Fungi; Ascomycota; Eurotiomycetes; Chaetothyriales; Herpotrichiellaceae
Exons: 3
Coding region: 1-1107 (368 amino acids)
Molecular function (GO): oxidoreductase activity
Source: RefSeq, a predicted model, not a curated record